Danio aesculapii is the source of this 2128-nucleotide messenger RNA. RefSeq names its product phosphatase and actin regulator 1. Bases 82 to 1779 code for a protein of 565 amino acids. The record is from RefSeq and is a predicted model, not a curated record. NCBI's taxonomy places the organism in Eukaryota, Metazoa, Chordata, Actinopteri, Cypriniformes, Danionidae. Gene Ontology annotation, biological process: stress fiber assembly; cell motility. The transcript is spliced from 13 exons. Gene Ontology annotation, molecular function: actin binding.
GAGCGCGCGGCGCGUGCACCGCUGAUCAGAGUCAGAACCAUCCUCUUACUCUUCAUCAUCCACCUCUUCAUCAUCCUCAUCAUGUCCACGGCGGAACACGCGCUCAUGCACGGCUUGUGGAGCAGCAGCGGGAAGCCCAUGGAGAAGCCGAAGAACAAGGGCUUCAGCCUGGCCAAGAUGAUGAAGCUGGGCUGCAGGAAGGAGAAGAAGAACCAGAACCCGCAGCACCACAACAACAUGCCCUUCAUGAUCCACUGCCACAUCGGCAAGGAGAUCAAGCACAUCUGCAGCAACUGCAGCCGCGCGCAGGACGUGGAGGAGGUUCCCCCGCCGGUGUCUCUGCUGCCCGUCUGUCCUCCUCCUCCUCUGGCCGCAGCUCUCUCUCAGCACCGCAGCAGCAGCAGGUUCUCCAGUCUGGGACGCCUCUUCAAACCCUGGAAGUGGAGGAAGAAGAAGAGCGAGAACUUCAAGCUGAGGGCCACAGCUCUGGAGAGGAAGAUGUCAGUGCGUCAGACUCGAGACGAGCUGAUCAAGCGAGGAGUGCUGAAGGAGAUCUUCCAGAAAGACUCCAGGGUCCCGGUGCUGACGGUGGAUGGCCGGCUGGAGAAGGGGCUGAUAUCAGACAGGACAGACUGUGAGCGGACGGCGGAGAUCACUGAGCGACAGAGAAGCGCUGCUGUGGACUUCCGGUCACCUCUGGAUGGUGGAGUUUGUGCUCAGGACAACAACACGCUCAAGUCUCUCACGCUUCCGCCCAAGAAAACAGUCACGUUCCCCGGUGACCUUCAGGAAACGCCCGCCAAACCUCAGCUCAUCCACAAACAGCGCCCCGCCCUGCCGCCCAAACCCUUCUCCAGACUGACCAAUCACAGCGCAGACUUGUGUCUACAGGGAAGGCUGUCUCCUCCUCUACCUCCUAAGAAGGUGAUGCUGUAUGUGCCGGCUGUGUCCUCAUCUCCCCUGUCGUUCCCUCAGAAGACGCCUGCGCUGCUGCAGUACAAGCACCCGCUGCAGUUGCAGUAUGGCUCCACCCACCCGUCCAGCCGCAUCAUCGACGAGCUCCAGAAAACACUGGCGCUCAGCAUGCAGAGGCUGGAGAGCUCUGCUCUUCACACUGGUCAGUACAGCGGUGCAGUGGUCAACUGUGAUGAAGAUGAAGAUAAAGAGAACAUCCCUGACGAGUCUGACUAUGAGGAUCUGCCCAGCCUAUACAGAGAUGAAGAGCAGGAGGAGGAAGAGGAGGAGGAGGAGGAGGAUUCACUGUUCUCCAGUACACUGGCGCUGAAGGUGUUGCGUGCGGACUCUCUGGCGGUGAAGUUGAGCAACAGGCCGUCUCAGAGAGAGCUGCAGGAGAAAAACAUCUUACCUGUUCAGACAGAUGAGGAGCGUCUGCAGUCCAGACAGAUGAUCGGCAGCAAACUCACACGGAGACUGAGCCAGAGACCCACAGUUGAAGAGCUGGAGCAGAGGAACAUCCUCAAACCUCGUAAUGAACUGGAGCAGAUGGAGGAGAAGAGAGAGAUCAGACGCAAACUCUCACGCAAGCUCAGUCAGAGGCCUACAGUAGAGGAGUUGCGACAAGCGAAGAUUCUGAUCCGCUUCAGUGAUUAUGUGGAGGUUUCAGACGCUCAGGAUUACGACAGACGCACAGACAAACCCUGGACCAGACUAACGGCGGCCGACAAGGCGGCCAUCAGAAAAGAGCUGAACGACUUCAAGAGCAAUGAGAUGGAGGUUCACGAGUCCAGCAGACAUCUGACCAGGUUCCACAGGCCGUAGCACUGCCGUCUGGAGGACUGAAUCGGUCAAAUACACACACAUGAACAGAGAUGGACUGACCGUCACUCAGGAUGACCAGCAGCUCUGCUUUCACACGUUUACAGACUCUCUCACACUUCAUCUGCGUUUACACACACACACACACACACACGUUCAUUGUGAGAUUCGCAAGGGUUUCCUUCAGCGUUCACAUCGACAGCAAACUGUGAAUUCAUCAAGAGUCAUUUGAUUCAGACGUUUGGUUUAGAUGUUUCGUGAGAUCAUCAAGAGUCAAUUUGAUUCAUGUUUUGUGUGUUUGAGAGUCAUUUGAUUCAGAGCCGUUUGAUUCAGAUGUUUUGACAGUUCAUCG